Molecule: messenger RNA, 1248 nt
Organism: Gregarina niphandrodes
Lineage: Eukaryota; Apicomplexa; Conoidasida; Eugregarinorida; Gregarinidae
Product: flap endonuclease 1
Exons: 1
Coding region: 1-1248 (415 amino acids)
Molecular function (GO): DNA binding; 5'-flap endonuclease activity; 5'-3' exonuclease activity
Source: RefSeq, a predicted model, not a curated record
AUGGGGAUUCAUGGCUUGAAUAAAUUCGUUGCAGAGAAGGCGCCGGGAGCGGUGGAGCAUGCGGCACCGCAGUCGUUUAUGGGUCGUACGGUUGCGGUGGACGCAUCUACGUGUUUAUAUGCGUUUAUGAUAGCGAUUCGGGAUUCGGAGAAUUAUGGGAAUUUGACGAAUGAGGCUGGUGAGGCAACAUCGCAUAUUGCAGGUAUGUUGAGUCGGGCGAUUCGAAUGUUGGAGUUGGGUAUGAAGCCGGUGUAUGUAUUUGAUGGAAAGCCGCCGUUGUUGAAGUCUGGAGAGUUGGCUCGUCGGAAAGAUCGGAAGGCUCAGGCGGAAGCGGAGAUGAAAGAGGCGAAGGAGCUGGGUGAUGAUGUGCGAGUUAAGCAGUUAGCGGGACGUAUGGUUAGAGUGACAAAAAAGCAUAAUGAUGAUGUAAAAAAAUUAUUAAAAUUAAUGGGUAUACCGAUUAUCGAAGCCCCUGGAGAGGCUGAAAGUCAGUGCGCUAUGCUAUGUCGCGCAGGUAAGGCCGAUGCCACAGUCUCUGAAGAUUCAGAUUCAUUAUGCUUUGGUACCCCUCUACUUCUCCGUAGCAUGAACUUUACUGAUAAGAAGCAGCCUGUUAUGGUCUAUCAUCUUGACAAACUUCUUCAAACCCUCAACUUUAAUCAAGAACAAUUCAUCGAGUUCUGCAUCCUCUGUGGCUGCGACUAUUGCGAUAGCAUUAAAGGGAUUGGGCCAGCUACUGCCUACAAGUUACUUAAAGAUUAUGGAUCGAUAGAAAGAAUUAUAGACAGACUAUGUACUCGACCUCAACAUGGAACGGCCACAAAGAACAUUUAUAAUGACGGCAUAUAUACGCAGGGUGUUAUGAAUCAAGAUCAAGAUCAUAUGAAUCAAGAACAGGUUACAGGAUCAAAUGAACAGGUUACAGGAUCAAAUGAACAGGUUACAGGAUCAAAUGAACAGGUUACAGGAUCAAAUGGAAGUGGUACUCAAACUGAGUCAUUACCUGAGCUGAACGAAAUCAGUGGUUCUGGUAUUCAGGAUGUAGAUAAGGGAGAUGAUAUGGUGGAUGAGAUGGUGGGUGAUGGAUUAGACAAGAAAGGUAGUGACCAAAAGAAGAAGAAGCUUUAUGAGUUACCGUUUAUGUAUCCAUGGGCUGAGGCAAAGCAAUUAUUUGUAUACCCUGAUGUUAUUCCACUUGAGGAAUUGAAGGACUUGGACUUUCAACAAAAGGAGUUACAAGGAGGAUGA